Gongylonema pulchrum is the source of this 543-nucleotide messenger RNA. The record is from the annotation of a GenBank genome assembly. NCBI's taxonomy places the organism in Eukaryota, Metazoa, Nematoda, Chromadorea, Rhabditida, Gongylonematidae.
AUGAUACAUCUAAAGUUGGCAUUUUCACUGUGCUUGCUGCCGUUGGUCAGUUCCGUAACUGUGCUGCUAUUUUUGAUCGGUACAAAACCAUCCGAAAGGGCUACAUUUGAAUUUCUCGCUCAGCAACUCGCAGUUAGAGGACAUCAAACGAUAACAGUCAAGCAGAUUCUGAUACCGGAAGAGCCAGCGCUUGUCAAGCACAAACUGCAUCUAGUCAAGGAAAAAACACUUAAAAAUUUACUUCCCAGGGAUUUGUACCAAGCAAUCGAACAGAUUGGCGAUAACAUGCCUUGGAAAGAUUCCUAUGAAGUUGACGAGUACUUGAUUCCGUACUAUGCGGCUCACAAUUACUCAUGCUACAGAACGCUAAAUAGCGAUUUGAUGACAAACUUACGACGCGAGCAGAUUGACGUUGCGAUCGUUUAUUCCGGGAAUCCGUGCCAGCUCGCUCUGAUGCAUGUUCUCAAUAUACCAUUUAUAUAUUUUGAUGUGGACGACGCUAAACAGCGAUUUGAUGACAAACUUACGACGCGAGCAGAUUGA